Aspergillus steynii IBT 23096 is the source of this 773-nucleotide messenger RNA. RefSeq lists its product as uncharacterized. The coding region runs from base 77 to 613 and encodes 178 amino acids. The record is from RefSeq and is a predicted model, not a curated record. Lineage: Eukaryota; Fungi; Ascomycota; Eurotiomycetes; Eurotiales; Aspergillaceae. The transcript is spliced from 2 exons.
UCCCUUGAUCCUUUGCCAUCCACCAUCCCAGCAGCCCAGAUUAUCCAUCUCGACAUUCAAGCAAUUCGAUGACUUAAUGAAGGGCAUGCCGACUAUCGCUCAACAAUCAACUCGUUUCCCUUGUCUGUAUUCCAUCGAGCCAAGAUUAAGCUUGACGUCCACCGUACAGACAAUGGUGUCCGUGUCUUACAUACAUCUGCAACAAAUUCAUAUUGUCUACUUGAUCUAUAUUUGUCUGUCUGGUAAAGCGAUAGGCGGAUGUGAUGGCAUCGUCAACGCUACUGCAUCUUGCUUUUUCUUUCUCCAUGAAUCCCUAGAUCCUGUGUUCCAGUUCAGCAUCGAAUCCACCUCGGUUUUCUCGACUCCUCGACCUGAUUUGGUCUGGCGGAGCUGGCCUGUUCCUUCUGAUUUCUCUGGUGGGCUCAGCUGCUGGAAAGCUAGCUGGUAUACCGAUGAGAUAAUUCGUUACUUUUCAACUUCUUCCUGGCUCUGUACGUUCUCGUUGAUGGUGAUGAUCGAUCGACCGGUGGUUGUUAUCUCUGCGAACUCAGGUACUCUGCAACGGUAUUCGAGGAGUCAGUUGAGGUCAUUAUUUCGACAACACAGCCCUUGAAUCGGGCUGGACCAAUAUGAUAAGGCCCGGUGAUGGUGCCAACACAUAACCCGCUCUUUUCUUCAGUGGUCGCAGCGGUCCAUCUGGGCUGCUGUAUUCUUCUUGCUUUUUGACUGGGAUUCAUCUGGGUCAUUCAAUUUACUCACCAGGCAACUUUGUU